GGCGGGGCCCGGUGGAAGGGUGAGGACGCAAGAAGGCCAUGUUUUCCUGGCAGCUGAGAGCGCAGAAGUGGUCCAGGAGAGCCGGUGGCAGCUCGCUCUCCCUCUCCAUCACUCCAAACCAGGAAAAUGGGCUCCCUCAGUCGGAGUUUAGGAGAUUAGCGACAAAGGCUGCCGGCAGCGACAGUGUUGAGAGUCAGGGGACCUGAGUUCUAGUUAUGAUUUUUGACAUUAACUCCCUGUGCUCUGGAGACAUCAUUUGCCUCUCCGGCCGCUCAUCCCUAAAACGAUGGAUCUGGCUAGCUGCCUUGUGUGGUCCUUCCCAGCUCAAAAACACCGAAGCCUAGAAAGUAGAACGUGAAAUCCAAAGGAAGGAUCCAGAGUUCGGCCUCCGCCUCUCAUCUCUCCAGCCCAAAGUAGCCCAACAGCCUCUCUCCUACGAAUGGCACAGACAUCUAUCUCCAGGAAAAUCUGGGGGGCCCAUCCAUAGUCUGCACAGCUCUGUUUAAUCAAAUUUCAGCUGCCUGAAGAUACACCUGCCACUGGGCUUCUCCACCAUGUCUUCUGAGCCCACCUCGCCCCCAGUAGUGCCGCCUCUGCACUCCCCCAAGUCUCCCGUCUGGCCCACCUUCCCCUUCCACCGCGAGGGGAGCCGGAUCUGGGAUCGGGGCAGCAACCUCCUGCUCAGAGACCUGCCCAGCCCCCUCCCCACCAAGAGAACCAGGACCUAUUCUGCCACCGCUCGAGCCUCGGCUGGGCCUGUAUUCAAGGGCGUCUGCAAGCAGUUUUCGCGUUCCCAGGGCCAUGGCUUCAUCACCCCAGAGAAUGGCACAGAGGAUAUAUUCGUCCACGUGUCUGACAUCGAAGGGGAGUAUGUGCCCGUGGAGGGAGACGAGGUGACCUACAAGAUGUGCCCCAUCCCGCCGAAAAACCAGAAGUUCCAGGCCGUGGAGGUGGUGCUGACCCACCUGGCCCCCCACACUAAGCACGAGACGUGGUCCGGCCAGAUCAUCGGCUCCUAGGCCGUAGCGCCGGGGCAGGGAGGGGCAGGAAGGGGGGACCCUCUCUGUUCGAGCCCACCUGCCCCAAGUUGGGGGAGGCGGGGCGAGUGAGGGGGAGCCCACCUGGGGUUGGGAAGGACUCAGAGGGAAGGGAGAAAGCAGAAGGCGAGCACAGGGGCAGCCCAUGCCGGCCUGGCACUUUUCUGCAAGCGCGGCACCCUCCCAGUCCUGUAGAACUUUUCAUGUAUGUGUGUACGUGGUGUUAUUUUCCCCCCUGUUUGUACCGUUGUCCAAGCUCCGGGGAGAUCCAGACUGAGCCGACAGACUUGAAAAGAGCUUCCCUCUUCUCCCCAGCUCCAGCUUCCUCUUGUCCCCGGAUCCCCCGGGACCACUGGGACCGGGAUCUCCUCUUCCUGGGACCAGGGGAAGGUGUUAGCCUGGCCCUCCCUGCUCUCUCCCUCCCCCUCUGCUUCUCCCACAACUCCAUUGUGAGUCCUUCGGGUGGAGAAUCACAAAUGGAGUCUCAGUUUCCCUUUGUACCCUUCCCCUCCUCCAUUCCCCUUUACUCCUAGGAGAAGCAGUCCCUGGAGAAUGGCAGGACCUGAGCCCCUGCCGCCUGCACAGCUCGCUCUCAUCUCCCCAACUUCCUGCCUGGGGGCUAAAGGACCUCAGUUGUUUUUGUGAACACCCCCUCCCCACUAGCACGGAGGAAGAGGGGAGAAAGAAAGCAUGAACUGUAUCUACACCCCACCCCCCACUGUCUGGGGGCAGGAGGAGGGGCUGCCUCUGCUCUCUUUGUUACCGAUCUGGGACUCCAUCGCAAGUGUGUCACCCUUGGGGGAGAGCCCUGCUCAGCACUGUGCCAUCCCGCCUCAGCACGGGCCCCCCCUGGAUCAGUGGCUCCCGUGGUCCCCCCCCCGGACCAGUGGCUCCCGUGGCCCCCCCUGGAUCAGUGGCUCCCGUGGCCCCCCCGGAUCAGUGGUUCCUGUGGUCCCCCUCCCGGACCAGUGGCUCCCAUACCCCUCCUGGACCAAUGGCUCCCGUGGCUCCCCCUGGACCAGUGGCUCCUGUGGCCCCCAGACUGUCUCUGUAGCGCUAACACCGGCGGCCUCGCUUCCCUGUGUCCCCUGCGUUUCCCGACUCCCCUUCCCCUCAGUUGCCACACUGAUGUAAUGCACUGUAGAUUCUGGUCAGACUUAGUGAGCCCAGGAGGCUUAGCUAGGGCUUGGGGGGAUAUUGUGGUUAGUGUCAGGUACAACUCUCAUGCCAGGAGCUGGAGCGGGUCACCCCCCCCCCCCAGGACUCAAGCUCUCCUUGGGUCCGUCAGAUAAGGAAGGCUGCGUGGAGUGGGGAAGGGGAGGGCAACAGCUGAUUCUAGACCAGGAAGCCGACUGCUCUGAGAGGAGGGUAAAGCCUUCUUCCUAGCCCUUGAGAUGGUGAUGCAGGGUAACUUUUUUAUUUGGGUGGGAGAAGGGCUCCCGAAAGCAGGGCACCGACAGAGAAAGGUAUGGCACCUCAUUUAGAUCCUCCUGGAAAAUAGGCAAGGUGGAAUCGUUCCCAUUGGACAAGGGAAAUGACUUGCCAGGAUCUUGCAGCUCUUAAAUAGACCAGGUCUCUGACCUGCUCCAGCACUCGCUCACUGAGCUGUCAUCUUCCUUCGGGGACUGCUGCCCCUUUCCCAUCAGGGCAUCAGUGGGCUGCCCCCUCCUUGUCUGGGAACUUCAGAAGCGGAAAAUCCUCCUCUGGUCCCAGCCCCAGUUGAAAGGAUCCCAGAAAUUCCCAUCGAGUCCGAUGGAUGGAGACGUAGGUUAGCCACCCCUUCCCGUGAGUUCUCAAGGUCACUCACAGGGUUAGACUGUAGCAAGCCUCUUUCUCGCCCUCUCCUCUGGGCCCAUGGGUGCUCCUCCCUGCCUAGCUUGAUCCAGCAGGAGAGAGGAGGUGGCUCCCACCCUUUGGAGCGCCCUCCUCGCCUAGCCUCUGCUCCCCUCGGGUGUAGGGAGGACAGCACCUCCCUUCUCUCUACUGCCCCUUCUCUCUUAUCCCCCUAGAAACCAUGGUGUGUCUUUGAAACUUCCGUGUGGUUCCCACCCAGAGGACCUGGCGUCCAUCUUUGUAACACUGGCAAUAAACCAUUAGGAGUGGC
This is a messenger RNA of Sarcophilus harrisii (Tasmanian devil), 3141 nucleotides long. RefSeq names its product cold shock domain containing C2 (gene CSDC2). The transcript has 4 exons. Lineage: Eukaryota; Metazoa; Chordata; Mammalia; Dasyuromorphia; Dasyuridae. Bases 555 to 1019 code for a protein of 154 amino acids. The record is from RefSeq and is a predicted model, not a curated record. Gene Ontology annotation, cellular component: cytoplasm. Gene Ontology annotation, biological process: regulation of mRNA stability. Gene Ontology annotation, molecular function: mRNA 3'-UTR binding.